Molecule: messenger RNA, 2100 nt
Organism: Besnoitia besnoiti
Lineage: Eukaryota; Apicomplexa; Conoidasida; Eucoccidiorida; Sarcocystidae
Product: DEAD/DEAH box helicase domain-containing protein
Exons: 1
Coding region: 1-2100 (699 amino acids)
Biological process (GO): mitochondrial large ribosomal subunit assembly
Cellular component (GO): mitochondrion
Molecular function (GO): nucleic acid binding; ATP binding
Source: RefSeq, a predicted model, not a curated record
AUGGGAGCUUCCCGGUUCCUCGUAUCGUUUCUUACGGUACUAAGCAUCACCGGAGUCGCGAUCCUGAGUACUGCUCAAUACGGCAGAGCUGUUGUUUUUGCCAAGCGAGCCGGCCGUAGCCGGUGCACGCCUGCAAGCGUGUCUCGUAUCCCGACCGUUUUCUGCGGAUGGACAUCUGCUGCUGUCGGAAACCAGCCAGCCCGGCGUCACGUGUGGCGCUGGACAAAAGCGACUGGGAAUCUGGCGUCGGCGAGCGACGAAGUGUCGUCACUCUAUCGUGAUAUCCUUCAGAAGCCUGACCCUCGUGGCUACCAGUAUAGGCAGGCGCCUCAUCUUCACCUGGAUGCCUGCUUCGUGCCCGUGUUACCAGCUGUUCCAUGGAGGCAGCGAGAUUUUCCGCCGUCUGCUAGGUCUCUUCGUGGGCCAGUCGUGCCUGCUGGGCAUUGGCCCCAAACAUUUAAAAAAGCAUUAUCCACAACUUUCUUCAGCAAUGCGACUGGUCAACAAGAUGUCAGUACGAUAGCUACAGCCGGCACGGGACCGCAAGGGGUCCCGGGUCUCCACGGUAAAGCGAGAUCUGAAGAGCAGUUUCCAGGUGGCGAUAGUCCGAGAAAUGGUCCGGCUUGCCGGGGGUCACCUUUCGGCGACAGGUUGGUUUUCCCGAGGCUCGGCGUGUUUCCAGACUUUGUGGACUCUUUGUCAAACUUCAAUGUUAGGGAAGCGACAGAGAUACAGCAACUAUCAAUCCCAGCUAUAUUAGAGGGCCGCGACACCGUGAUCGGAGCCGAGACCGGGAGUGGAAAAACGCUAGGUUAUGUUGUAGGGUUGGUGCAGAACAUUCUCCUUCAAAAAAUGAUCCAUGAAAAGAAGGAGGACGCAGCGGUGCUGCAGAAAACAGAUCUCCCCAUUCCGCGGCAUCAUCCGUAUGCUGUGGUCAUAGUUCCGACCAGAGAGCUUGCCCUCCAAGUAGUGGCCUGGGCUCGUCGUCUUUGCCGAAAGACCACAAUAACUGCGCAGUUGAUGCUCGGGACGUAUGCACGGUGGCCUUUUGGCACGCUGGCAAUUCCAACAUCACCCGAUCUUGUGGUAUGCACUCCACCUGUUCUGGCGCCGUUUGCAAAGGGGGGGCAUACCAAAGACCUGACUCCGUUCCGAGAGAUCCAGAUGGUUGCCGUGGACGAGGCUGACAUGCUCCUUGAGGGUGGUUACCGGCAAACGAUGGAGGGCAUCUUCACGGCUUUUCGCAGGGCAGACCGGCAGUGCACUGCAAAAGGACUACGGCGGACACAGUACAUCUUUACAGCUGCGACCAUACCCGAUAGAGGACCAAAGUCUGUUCGAAAGAUAAUCAGUCGUCUGUGUCCAAAGGCAACCUUCUUCUGCACUGACAACCUUCACCAACACAGGCAACUGCUGGAGCAGGAGUUCGUCGAGGUCUCGUCACUGGCACCAGAUGAAGAGCGGAUACAUCUUCUUCUGCGCAGGUUGAAGGAUCUUGGAGGGCAUGAAAAGAUUAUGGUUUUCUGCAAUACGGCACAAACGGCGCGGAGAGUAUUCGAGGCCUUGGAGAAGGAGCUACCAGCUGCGAGGCCCAAGCUCUUUUCCUCAGAAAUGGACCAAAAAGACCGGUCGUUUAACCUGGGCGUCUUUGCGAGGGGGAAAAGCAAGAUCCUUGUCUGCACUGACGCAGCAUCACGAGGACUCGAUAUAGCUGGUGUAACUCUUGUGAUACAGUACGAUUUUGCGUUGAGCGCUAUCACCCAUCUGCACCGCGUCGGACGCGUUGCGCGUGGCGGACAGCCUGGCAAGGCCCUGAACUUUUUUCUUGACAGCCAGAAAGUGCUAGUGGGUGUCAUUCGAAAGGCAGCGGAAGAUCCCGUCUCUACAUCUGUGGCAGAUGCUUUCAGUCGGAAGCGUUCUUUCAGGAAAAAGAUGAGGGAUAACCAAAGCUUAGACGGUCAGCGUGAAGGAACCAGUGAGACAGUUGGAUCCCCAAGCACCCUUCAUCAAGGCCAAGGUGUGUGUGGCAAUCGCAAAGCAGAAGAACAGUCCACUUCUGACCAGUUCUUUGCGGAGACUAGCCCCGACGCAGCUUGCUGA